UCACCGUUAGGGGGAUUAAUGUCUUUGUCAAAAUGGCGGAUUUUAAGAGAACGGAAAUUUUGUCUUUUCCAACUUCGCAACCAAAAGCAACGUUAGAAAGCAAAUAUUGGAAAAAUUAUGAGUUUCCAAUCUCGGUGAAGGAUUAUGGACCAAUUGAUUAUCUUGAUUUCUCUCCAGAACCUCCCUAUUAUUUUGCUGCAAGUUGUUCGUCUCGAGUGCAGAUUUAUAGUCCCAAAAAUAAUGACGUUUGUCGAAGUUUAUCAAGGUUUAGGCAAACUGCCUAUGGAGGAUCGUUUCGACACGAUGGUCUGCUUUUGGUUGCUGGCGGUGACGAUGGAAACGUUCAACUUUAUGAAGUGAAAAGUAGAUCAUUACUAAGAAUAUUCAAGGACCACAAGGCAGCAACACAUAGGUGUAAAUUCACAAAAGAGGGAACAAGAAUUGUUAGCUUUUCUGAUGAUAAAUCUGUUAAUCUUUGGGAUGUACCAAGUGAAUCUAAGAUAUUGACUCUACAAGAACAUCAGGAUUAUAUCAGAGCAGGUGCUAUCAGCAAAGCAAGUGAAGAUAUAUUUAUUUCAGGUUCCUAUGAUCAUACGGUGAAGAUGUAUGAUGCAAGAACUUCCAAAAGUAUUCUUUCUGUAGAUCACGGUUGUCCCGUAGAAUCUGUGUUAAUGUUUCCUUCGGGAGGUGUUUUUGUAUCUGCCGGUGGUACGACAAUUAAAGUAUGGGAUUCUGUGGCAGGAAGACAAUUGGCACAAUUGUCUCAACAUCACAAGACUAUUACUUGUCUAUGCUUUGCAAAUGAUAAUAAAAGAGUUAUGUCUGGUUCUUUGGAUAGACACGUGAAAAUUUACGAUGUCUUAACUUACCAAGUAGUUCACACACUGGACUUUCCUUCACCGCUUCUCAGUAUUGCCAUUUCACCAAAAGAUAAAAUAAUAACUGGAGGAAUGACAAAUGGACUCAUAUCAAUCAGUCAUCAAAAAUCCUUAAUAGAAAGUGAAAAGAAAGUUAGAAAAAAAGGAAAGAAGCCUUUAAUGAAUUAUUAUAUUCCAGAUAAAGAAUUUUAUCCUGAACAAGAAGAUAUUAAAGUUCCUCAUAAAGAUAGAAAACUUUAUGCAGCUCACGAUCAGAAUCUGCGCAGAUUCCAACAUACCAAGGCCUUGGACAUAGCUUUAAAGUCUAAAAAACCCGAAGUCGUAGCAAGCAUAUUGAGUGAACUGAUGAGGAGAAAUCGUCUAAAAGCAGCUCUUGUCGGAAGAGAUGAAAAAUCUAUUAAUCCGCUAAUGAAAUAUCUUGUAAGGUAUAUCGGAGAUCCAAGAUUUUCCCGUAUACUUCUUGACGUUGCCAUCAUGUUCGUCGAUAUAUACUCCACAAACAUAAAUGAACACGUCGAACUGGUCAAUCAGUUUAACAAACUGAAAACAGUCGUAGACAAAGAAGUAUCUUACAUUGAAGAAACAAUGGAAGUUUUAGGGGCUAUUAAUUGUAUUAUAAAUAAUAGCAAACAGUUUGUAUCUUAAUUGGGUCAAGAAGAGAAGCCUUUGUACAGUUUAUAGAUUUGCUUAAUUCUGAUAAAGAAAAUAAAUGUACAAAUCUAUUUAUUAAAAUAA
This is a messenger RNA of Centruroides sculpturatus (bark scorpion), 1613 nucleotides long. RefSeq names its product U3 small nucleolar RNA-associated protein 15 homolog. The transcript is spliced from 14 exons. Lineage: Eukaryota; Metazoa; Arthropoda; Arachnida; Scorpiones; Buthidae. The record is from RefSeq and is a predicted model, not a curated record. Gene Ontology annotation, cellular component: nucleolus. Bases 33 to 1523 code for a protein of 496 amino acids. Gene Ontology annotation, molecular function: protein binding. Gene Ontology annotation, biological process: rRNA processing; positive regulation of transcription by RNA polymerase I.